Molecule: messenger RNA, 1314 nt
Organism: Strongylus vulgaris
Lineage: Eukaryota; Metazoa; Nematoda; Chromadorea; Rhabditida; Strongylidae
Source: the annotation of a GenBank genome assembly
AUGACUGAGUCAGAGAAUGUCGCUCCUGCAGUCAAUGGCGAUAGCGUUGAAGACAAGGUUGUGAGGCAGCUCGAGUAUUACUUCGGCAACAUUAACCUCCCAAGAGAUAAAUUCUUGCAGGAUAACAUGAAACAAGAUGAAGGGUGUAAGUUCAUAUACUUUUUAUCUUCCCCAUGUUGGCAAAUGCGGUCUCUUUUAGGGGUACCUAUCAAGACGCUGCUCACAUUUAAUAGGCUUGCUGCAAUAACAAAAGAUGCUGAUGUGAUUGCGAAAGCAGUCAAGGAUGCCCACUCCGAAAUCAUAAGUAUUUCGGAAGAUGGCCAGAAAAUCCGUCGUAACAUAGGAAAUCCUUUACCUGAAAAUUCCUUGGAGUACUGGCAGAAAAUCAAACAUUGUACUGUGUAUAUGAAAGGAUUCGAGCAGAAUACCAGUCUUGACGAUAUCAUGACUUUUGCUAAAAAGUUUGGACAAGUUGAGAAUGUACUAAUGCGACGUACUAAGCCCGACCGUAUCUUCAAGGGAUCAGUAUUCAUCACUUACAAAACUAGGGAAGAGGCUGAGAAGGCACAAAAAGACGAUGCGAAGUUUGGAGAAAUUGAAUUAAAAAAGAUGAUGCAGGAUGAUUAUUGGGCAAUGAAGAAUCAAGAGAGCAAGGAAAAACGUCAAGCAGAAAAGUUGGCAAAAUCAGCCAAGAAUGCUGCAGAGCAUGCGGAGAAACUGCAAGCCAAGGCUUGUGCAAAAUUCGUUAAAGGAUUAAUUCUAUCUGUUGACGGGCUCCCCGAGGACUCCACAGUUGCGGCUAUUAAGGAAUUUUUUAAGAAAUUUGGUGAUGUUGGAUAUGUUGUCUACGAGGCUGGACAAAGCAAAGCAGAGAUUCGAUUUUCUGGUGCUGAAAAUGGAGCACAAGAAGCAUGGACUAAAGCUGUCGCAUCUGGUACAGAUGGAAAAGUGCUUUUCCAGGAAAAAGAGCUUACCGCGAAGGUGUUGCAAGGAGAAGAGGAGGAAAAUUACUGGACAGCUUUUAAUGCAAGCAAGCAGAACAAAUUUGACAGGAUGAGUGCCCGUCGGGGGCGUGGUAGGGGGCGUGGUGGAUACGGGGGUCGCGAUCGAGGACAGAAACGACCAGCUGAGAAGGAUGAUGCUCCUAAAGGCAAGAAAAUAGUGUUUGAAGAUGAUGAUGGUAAACCUGAGGCAGCCGAAACGAGUGCAGCUGAGGGAAAUGGUAGUGCUUCUGAGAAGGCCAAGUCUGAUAAGCUGAACGCUCCAGAGAGUAAAAUUGAUCCAGCAAAGCCUGUGGAAGGCAAGAAUGAGUGA